ACAUUGUCGAUACCUAAAGGUCAUCGACUGAAGUUGCGGAAUUUAAUUUGCAAACAUUCUUUUUAAUUUAUUCCUAUCUUUUUCAAUUAUUUUGGCAUUAGUGCGCGAGUAGUCUGUAUCGAAGGUCGUGAACGUGUGUCAAAUAAAAAAUAAAAAUGGGUUCUCGUUUCCAAGUCGUAGAACUAGGACCGCCAAUUGAAGUGUUUCAAUUAACCAAACUUUUUGCUGAUGAUACUUUUAAAAAUAAAGUUAAUCUCUCGGUAGGAGCAUACCGAGAUGAGAACGGCAAACCAUGGGUACUACCUGUUGUACGAAAGACUGAGAAGCAAAUGGCUGCUGAUGAAAGUCUGCUUCACGAAUACCUGCCUGUAUUAGGUUUGGAUCAGUUUAGUAAGGCAUCAGUCUCGAUGCUCCUUGGAGAAGAUAGUCCAGCGAUCGCUGAAGGCCGGGCUUUUGGCAUACAGACAUUAUCAGGCACCGGUGGUCUUAGAGUUGGGGCAGAGCUGCUCAACAAGCACUUGAAAUACACGACUUUCUACUACUCGAAUCCAACUUGGGAAAACCAUCACCUAGUAUUCGUGAACUCCGGUUUCACACAACCGCGGCAAUACCGCUACUGGAACUCUAAGACCAGAGAGUUGGACUUUUCUGGAAUGAUCGAGGACCUGAAAAACGCCCCAGAGAACUCCGUGAUAAUAUUACACGCGUGUGCCCACAACCCUACCGGCAUCGACCCUACCCACGAGCAGUGGGAGAAGAUAGCUGAUGUUAUGGAGGAGCGUAAAUUGUUCCCAUUCUUCGACAGCGCGUACCAAGGUUUUGCUUCAGGAGACUUAGAUCGCGAUGCGUGGGCCGUGCGCUACUUCGUUAAACGAGGCUUUGAACUCGUCUGUGCACAGUCAUAUGCCAAGAACUUUGGAUUAUACAACGAGCGCGUGGGCAACCUGACGCUGGUGACGUCGGACGCGAGGCUCGAGCCCGCGCUCCGCUCCCAGCUGACGUGGAUCGUGCGCGGCUCGUACUCGAACCCGCCGGCGCACGGCGCGCGCGUCGUCGCCGGCGUGCUGCAGGACUCCAAGCUCUUCGACGAGUGGAGAGAUCACAUCAAGCUAAUGUCAUCCAGAGUUAUCCAGAUGAGAGAAGCGCUAAGAGCUGAACUUAUCAAGCUGGGCACACCGGGCACUUGGGACCACAUCGUGAAGCAAAUCGGUCUGUUCUCAUACACGGGUCUGACACCGCGUCAAUGCGAGCACCUCAUACAAGCUCAUCACAUCUACCUACUCCGUUCGGGAAGGAUAAACAUUUGCGGUCUUAACCCCGGCAACGUGGCUUACGUAGCCAAUGCCAUUCAUGAUGCGAUUACAAAAUUCCCGGAGAACGAUGAUUCUCGGGCAAAAUUAUAAGGAAGCGACUGGACUGUGGCAACACAGGCUGGUAUGUCGAAUGGAAUAUUUCGUGACGGUUAUAACUUAUUCUAUUAGAGAAAAACAAUUUUAAAAAGUUGAGAGUUUAUUUUAUAUAAAUUUUGCAUUUAUUAGUUAUUUAUGUUGUGUGAAUACGAUGUAUAUUUUGCAAUUAAAUAAAAGAAAAUUUGUUUUGAAAAUUUAAAA
Messenger RNA from Melitaea cinxia (Glanville fritillary), 1610 nucleotides. It is a transcript of the gene Got1, whose product is annotated as aspartate aminotransferase, cytoplasmic. Gene Ontology annotation, molecular function: pyridoxal phosphate binding; L-aspartate:2-oxoglutarate transaminase activity. The record is from RefSeq and is a predicted model, not a curated record. Bases 156 to 1403 code for a protein of 415 amino acids. Gene Ontology annotation, cellular component: cytosol. Gene Ontology annotation, biological process: L-aspartate biosynthetic process. The transcript is spliced from 10 exons. NCBI's taxonomy places the organism in Eukaryota, Metazoa, Arthropoda, Insecta, Lepidoptera, Nymphalidae.